Salarias fasciatus (jewelled blenny) is the source of this 1120-nucleotide messenger RNA. RefSeq names its product ferric-chelate reductase 1-like (gene frrs1l). The record is from RefSeq and is a predicted model, not a curated record. Lineage: Eukaryota; Metazoa; Chordata; Actinopteri; Blenniiformes; Blenniidae. Bases 1 to 852 code for a protein of 283 amino acids. The transcript has 5 exons. Gene Ontology annotation, biological process: regulation of glutamate receptor signaling pathway; regulation of postsynaptic membrane neurotransmitter receptor levels.
AUGGCUUCCCUGAGGAGGCUGCUGCCGCAGCUGCUGAUGCUGCUCCUCCACGGCGGGUGGCGGGGGGUCGAGCCGAGCCCCACCGACGAGGGAGCGCUCCGGACCGGCCACGGGGAGCACGGGGAGCCGGGACACCAGGAGCCUCACAAGGACUCCUACAGCACCUUCGCCUCGGAGUUCCUGGAGUCCAGAUAUCUGUCGGAUGACGGUUAUCCAUUCCCCACUGCCCCGCCGGUCGACCCUUUUGCCAAGAUCAAAGUCAGCGACUGCGGUGUAACCAAAGGCUGCAUAAGGUACGGGAAACCAGGGUGUGAUGCAGAGACGUGUGACUACUUUCUGAGUUAUCGUCGCAUCGGUACAGAUGUGGAGUAUGAGAUGAGUGCAGACACCGACGGCUGGGUGGCCGUGGGCUUCUCCUCUGACAAGAAGAUGGGAGGAGACGAUGUCAUGGGCUGUGUGCAUGACGAUAAUGGACGCGUCAGGAUUCAUCAUUUUUACAACGUGGGCCAGUGGGCCAAGGAGAUCAAGAGGAACCCAGCGAGAGACGAGGAGGGUAUUUUUGAGAACAACCGCGUGACCUGCCGCUUCAAACGGCCGCUGUACGUCCCCAGAGAGGAGACCCUCGUGGACCUGCACCUGUCGUGGUAUUACCUGUUUGCAUGGGGGCCUGCCAUUCAAGGUUCCAUCACCAGACACGACAUCGACAGCCCCCCGGUCAGCGACCACAUGAUCAGUAUCUAUAAGUAUGAGGACAUCUUCAUGCCCUCCACAGCCUACCAGACCUUCAACUCCCCACUCUGCUUACUGCUCAUCGUAGCGCUCACCUUCUACCUGCUGAUGGGAACGCCAUAACGAAGCACAGUAGAGCAUGAGAUGCAGGGAAAAAGGGAAAAGAACACACAGCAAUAAAGAAAAGUUGCCAAUUUUGAAAAGUUAAUGCCACAUUUUAAAUGUGCGAUUUGCACAAACAGAGACUGUAUUAAAUAUAUAAACAACAUGAUAUAGUAUUAUAUUCACUAAUCUGAAGUUACACAAGGAAUCGUGACAGAUUAUUAAACUUAUUAUGCUAUAGAGGGGUCACUUAAAAGUCUAAGUAUAAAACAAGAUGCCUGAUUAAAAA